Messenger RNA from Echinops telfairi (small Madagascar hedgehog), 2389 nucleotides. RefSeq names its product beta-galactosidase-1-like protein 3. Gene Ontology annotation, biological process: carbohydrate metabolic process. The record is from RefSeq and is a predicted model, not a curated record. Lineage: Eukaryota; Metazoa; Chordata; Mammalia; Afrosoricida; Tenrecidae. The coding region runs from base 1 to 1896 and encodes 631 amino acids. Gene Ontology annotation, cellular component: vacuole. The transcript is spliced from 18 exons. Gene Ontology annotation, molecular function: beta-galactosidase activity.
AUGAAGUUCCCUCAGCCAUGUGGGACCGUGGGUGAUGGACAGGGUCUCCCCAGCAACUUGGAGCACUCUGGAAGGUAUAAUUGGGCUUAUCUGACUCCUGCAAAGCUGAAGAUUCGGGAUGUGGGACUUCAGACGAGAAGCAGUGUUGGCGGUAAGCCACAUUUCACGCUGGAGGGUCACAAGUUCUGGAUCUUCGGGGGUUCCAUACACUACUUUCGGGUGCCUAGGGCAUACUGGAAAGAUCGAUUGCUGAAGCUGAAGGCCUGCGGCUUCAACACCCUCACCACCUAUGUUCCGUGGAACCUCCAUGAGCCAGAAAGAGGCAAAUUUGACUUCUCGGGGAACCUGGAUCUGGAAGCCUUCAUCUGGAUGGCUGCAGAAGUUGGGCUGUGGGUGAUCCUGCGUCCAGGCCCCUAUAUCUGCAGUGAGAUUGACCUUGGGGGAUUACCCAGCUGGUUGCUACAAGACCCUGACCUAAACCUGAGAACAACUGACAAGGGCUUUGUUGAGGCAGUGAACCGGUAUUUUGAUCACCUGAUUCCAAGGAUGGUCCCCCUGCAGUACCACUGGGGAGGCCCUGUCAUUGCUGUGCAGGUGGAGAAUGAAUAUGGCUCAUACAAUAAAGACAAAAACUACAUGCUCUCUAUGAGACAGGCACUACUGAAUAGAGGGAUCUUUGAGCUGCUUUUGACCUCAGAUAAUGAGAAAGACGUGCACAAGGGCUACAUAAAAGGAGUGUUGGCCACCAUCAAUAUGAAGGCACUCAGCAAUGGUUCUUUUAGACUGCUUAAAAAAGUGCAGGCUAAACAGCCCACAAUGAUUAUGGAAUUCUGGGUUGGAUGGUAUGACACGUGGGGAGAGCCACACUUGGUUAGAGAUGCAAAGGAAGUUGAACAAACAGUGCUGAAAUUUUUCAAUUCCGAGAUCUCCUUCAAUGUAUACAUGUUCCACGGUGGAACCAACUUCGGAUUCAUGAACGGGGCUAUGGAUUAUGGGAAACACAAAAGUGUUGCCACAAGCUAUGAUUAUGAUGCCUUGCUGACAGAAGCAGGAGAUUACACAGAAAAAUAUUUCAAGCUUCGAGAACUCUUUCGAUCCACCUUAGCAAUUCCCCUGCCUCCCUUACCUGACCUUGUUCCCAAGGCUGUGUAUCCUGCUGUGAGACCUUCAUCGUAUUUGCCCCUGUGGGAAGCCCUGAGGUACUUGGAUGAGCCAGUGAAAUCUAUUCUACCAAUCAACAUGGAGAAUCUUCCCAUAAACAAUGGAAGUGGUCAAUCCUAUGGAUUUGUGCUCUAUGAGACUUCUAUAUGCUCUGGGGGUUACCUAUCUGCUUCUGCUCAAGAUAUGGCCCAGGUAUUUUUGAAUGACAAAAUUAUAGGAUUUCUGAAUGAUAUAAUUCAGAAAAUGAAUAUUCCCCAAUUCACGGGAUGCCAACUUUUGAGGAUCCUUGUGGAGAAUCAAGGACGAGUCAAUUAUUCAUGGAAAAUGGAAGAGGAACGGAAAGGUAGGCUCUGGGCCGGGGAAGAAGUCCUAGCUUCUUCAAUAGUUGGAGGGGCUUUCUUCUUCUUCACUAUUAGCUCUUCUCUCAGGCUCCGUUCCGCCACCUGGAAGCCUAUCCCAGAGGGAUAUUUUGGCCCUGCCUUCUACCGUGGUACACUGAGGGCUGGCCCAUCUCCCAAGGACACCUUUCUAAGACUGCUGAAUUGGACAUGUGGGUUUGUGUUUGUCAAUGGACAUAACCUUGGGCGAUACUGGAAUAUUGGGCCUCAGCAAACACUUUACCUUCCUGCGGCCUGGCUUCAUCCUGAAGACAAUGAAGUCAUCCUGUUUGAGACAUUACUGAGUGGCUCAGAAGUCCAGUCCGUGAAAAGCCCAAGCUAUAAGAAACUGUUUUAACAUAUUUUGUGGACAAUUCGAGUUAAUCUACAAGUAGUUUUUUUCAGGAAUAAGUGUUAUACCAAAAAUACCAAACACAGAUUGCUUAUGAUAGCAAAGUGAAAAAAAUUAGUAACAAUUAGAGAAUUGUUAUGUCAAUUACUAACUUUAGACCUAAGAUGUUCAAAAGAUUUAAUGGCUUUAAAGACAUAUUUUUAAUAGGUCCUUAUUUUUGAAUCAAAUGUGGUUUGAUGCAGAUUUGAAUAAAACCAAAGUUUUAUUUUUACCUGCCCACAAUCAAUUGAGAGGAAGGGAAGGAUCUCCUGCCACAUGAUGGAGACUAAUUACCUCUCUCUCCAUCACAGAAAGAGCCCUGCACAUGCUGGCUGGUUACUUCACUCCAGUGUGUUCUCCUAUGUGUACGUGGGGGAUGGUAAAUAAACAGUGUCUCUACCUUGUCCUCCAGGUUGUGUGUCUCCAAGGUGGCUUGAAAGGUCACAUUCAAUUAGGGAAG